AUGCCUCGUAUUCAGGCCUUCGAGGGCAUGCAAUACUCUCGCACUGGCGACGAGCUCGAACAGCAAGAUUACGCGUUCUUCAACCAGCAGUAUGCCACUUCCACCUAUCAGAAGGAGCAUGAUAUGAACCCGGACCUCAUCGUCCGUCCCAAACAUGAUGAGGACGUCAUCAGGGCCGUCAACUGGGCCCGCGAGAACAAGGUUGCCGUUGCCGUAAAGAGUGGCGGUCACCAGUACAGUGGCGCGUCGUCCACAGGCGGCAAAAAUAUCCAAAUCGACCUGAGCAACACAUACAGAGACCUGAUGAUCUUACGGCCCAAGGAGCCCAUCGCCGAAGACAAGACUCUUGUCUAUAUUGGCGUCAGCACCACCAUGAUGGACCUCAACAAGUACCUCAAGCACAACAAGCUCUUUGUCCCCACUGGGCAGUGUGCCUAUGUCGGCGUGGGUGGACAUGGCCAGACUGGUGGCUACGGACAGCUUGGCCGCAGCUUCGGCCUUUUCGGUGAUCACAUCAAGACCAUUCGUCUGGUCUGCCACGACGGUAUCAUCCGGGACGUCACCAAGGCAAGCGACCCAGAGCUCUUCUAUGCUCUCCUCGGUGGCAGUCCUGGCAACUUUGGUAUUAUCACCCACUACAUCGUCGAGGUGUACAAGUCCAAGAGUUACCUUGGCACUGUUGUUGGACCCAACGAGUUCAAGGGCCCCCACGGAAUCAAGGCCCUUUGGAUCUACACCAAGGAAGUUCUCACUCAGCUCCUUACUGCGGUCGCUGCCAUGGCCGACGACCCUACGUUCCCUCGCGGCUUUGACCUAUGCGUCAGCGUCAUCAGCACCGAGUUCCCCAUGGCAUCAUUGUUCAAGGACCUUAACGACGCGACCGUUUGGGAUCGCAUCCAGGAUAAAAUUAGGAGAGUUCUCGAAGACAAGUUUCUAGAGUUCCUCAACGGCAAGUUCCCUGCGUCCAUCAUCCUUUACGCGCAGUGGUGCCCGACCAACAAGAACGACAAGUACGACGCAAAUGUCGACGCCUGGUUCAACAAGUUCCGAGACCUCAAGAGGCGGUUGGAGAACGAGACGCUCCAGUUCGCUGAAUUCGACAUGGAAAUGUCCGACAUGACAGGUCAAUGGAUCUUCCCGAAGGCGCGCGAGUUUGACCUUCCCUACGUCAAGCGCACCUACUCGACCAAAUCGACGACAUUGAGCAAGGAUAAGUGGGUUGACGCCGUAGUCGACCGUAUUGACCUCAUCUACAGCCCAGAGCAAUACCUUCAAGGGCAUGCCGGUGAGAAGAACUAUGAGCGUUACAUGCGGUGCAAGCUCUCGGUUCAGAUCCAAUGUUUCGGGGGCAAGAACUCGCGCUUCUACACCAAUAAGGACAACGGUACCUCGUACAGCUGGAGGGAUUCGUCCGUUGUGCAGACCCUAGAUUGCUUCCAUAAUCCCGAUGAGGAGUCCAAGAGCUAUGCCCAGGCAUGGCAGACCAAGAACGACGCCAUCAUGAACGGCCCACAGAGCCCUUUCAGCAAGCAGGAUAGACGCGUCCUCUGGGGAUCUUACGGAGACUGGAACAUGGGCGAUGAGAGAGUUUGGAAGACGUACUACGAGGACGAGGCGAAAUACAAGAGAAUUGGGAAAGUCAGGGCCAGGGCUGACCCCAAUGGCACAUUUACGGCGAAUCCCUUUGCGGUUGCUGCGGCGAGCAGUUCGAACUGA
Colletotrichum spaethianum is the source of this 1716-nucleotide messenger RNA. RefSeq names its product FAD-linked oxidoreductase. NCBI's taxonomy places the organism in Eukaryota, Fungi, Ascomycota, Sordariomycetes, Glomerellales, Glomerellaceae. Gene Ontology annotation, molecular function: oxidoreductase activity; FAD binding. The record is from RefSeq and is a predicted model, not a curated record. The transcript has a single exon. Bases 1 to 1716 code for a protein of 571 amino acids.